AUGGUCCAGGACCAGGUGCCCACGUCUUCUCCCGCGGCUCCAGCCGCUCCGGACGGCGGGUGGGGAUGGAUGGUCGUCCUGGCAGGCUUUGUGCAGUCGGCCCUGGUCUUCGGGGUGAUCCGCUCCUUCGGCGUCUUCUUUGUGGAGUUUCUGGCCCAUUUCGGAGAAUCCUCCAGCAGCAUCUCCUGGGUGGUGUCCCUGGGGAUCGCCGUCCUGCAGUUUGCAAGCCCGAUGGGGAGCGCCCUCAGCGCCCGCUACGGGGCACGUCCCGUUGUGAUGGCUGGUGGUUUUCUGGCAAGUGGGGGGCUGUUCCUGGCGUCCUUCUCCACCAACCUGAUCCAUCUGUACCUCAGUGUCGGCCUGCUUACAGGGCUAGGAUGGGCCCUCGUGUUCACACCUUCCGUGGCUGCUGUGUCCCAUUACUUUGAGAAGCGACGGACACUGGCCAUGGGUCUGGCCGUGUCGGGGGCCGGGGUCUCCUCGCUGGCCUUCUCCCCGUUCUUCCAGUACCUGGUGGACUUAUACGGAUGGCGGGGGGCACUCCAGAUCGUGGCAGGCAUAUCCCUGAACUUGCUGGCAUCCGGUGCGGUGCUGCGCCCCUUGGCUGUGGAAGGAGGCAAGCCCCCUGGAGACAAGGGGGGGGGCUUCUGCCAGGAGCCGAGGACCCUGGCCUCCUCCUUUGCACUGGAGCUGUUGCAUCACCGACCCUUCCUGCGCUACGUCUUGGUCUUUGUCCUGGUGGACAUGGGGUACUUUGUCCCCUACGCCCACUUGGUGGCUUACGCAAGGGAAGUGGGCUGCAGAGAAUACGAUGCGGCUUCCAUCAUGUCGGUCGCCGCCAUUGCAGACAUGGCGGGUCGCAUCUUUGCUGGCUGGCUGGCGGAUUCCCAGGUCUUCUCCCGUUCGGUCCACGACUUGACCCUUUGGAUGGCCUUGACAGGCAUCGCCCUCACCCUGGUGCCCCUGGGACACAGCCUCGAGACCCUGAUGCCCCUCGGCCUCUGCUACGGAUUCUUUGCCGGGGCCCUGGUCCCGCUGCAGUUCACCAGCCUGGUGGAGAUUGUCGGUGCCAGAUACGUGCUGGCGGGCAUUGGAUUCAUGCAUAUGCUGGAGAGCACAGGGGCCCUGGUGGGGACCCCCAUUUCAGGUUGGCUGAGAGAUAUCACGGGGAACUUCACCGCGUCCUUCAUCUCCGCUGGAGCGGUCCUCUUGGCUGGUAGCCUUGUCCUUCUUACGUUGCCCAACUACUUCUCUUGCUCAAGACCACCCAAAACCCAGCCGCCUGGCACAGCCGAACACCAAGACCCAAAGACCCUGGAAUCAGGAGGGUUACCCCAACAAGGCAGAAACCUUUACCAGAUAGAAACGGGCUAGUCCAUUCCCACAACCAAACAGAAAAAAGAAAAACCUCUUCGUCCCUCACUUCCUCGUCCACAGCUCUUCAUACUUGCUGCUGGUCCAACUCGUUCUUGUGACUUCGACACAGGGGAGAGAUCUCUGUUGGUUUUACAGGACACCAGGCAGGGGUGUUUGCAAGGGGGGAGGGGGGGUUUAAAAAAAAUAUCAAGAUAGCAACCGCAACCAUGUGAUCGAAGCCCUGACCUAAAUUGCUGUCACAGGUAGUCCUCGUUUUGCAACCACAAUUGGGAUCGGCAACUCGGUCAUUAAGCAAAGCGGUCACUAA
Python bivittatus (Burmese python) is the source of this 1684-nucleotide messenger RNA. The record is from RefSeq and is a predicted model, not a curated record. NCBI's taxonomy places the organism in Eukaryota, Metazoa, Chordata, Lepidosauria, Squamata, Pythonidae.